GCAUUUCACUCUGGAGAGGGGUGAGACAACAUUUCUGGAGGAAUGCUGGGAGUGUGUGCAGUUGUGAAUCCAUAAUAUAUUACUCUCGUUGCAGCUAAAGAUGGGUGAUUUGACUUGACUGUUAAUCUUAGAAGACCUGGAAUGGUACGCUGUCAAUCAUCUUAAGGUAAAUUCACCUUUCUUGUAAGUUUCUCAGUGUUCGGAGAAGGAAUUUACUUUGCUCCUGGUAGUGAACUGCAUUUUAAGACUGGCUAAUUUUGGCCUGCCUCUAGGUUUUAGUGAAUUUUGAAAGGCUGCCUUCCUGACAUUAACUUCCUCAAAUAUGCUAAAUAGGUGGGUGGGACCAAAGGUAGAAGUGGAUGGGGCCAAAGUGGGUGGGCCAAGAGAAGUAAAAGGAAACAAACUUAGAAAGAAAAUACCCUCCAGAUAAUAAAUUAAAACAAAUAAAGAAAAAUUCCAGCACUCCUCUGCGCUGCUGCUCCUGCAUCCUUUACAUGUGCACACACAUUCAAGACUCAGGUUCCUAAAGACAACUGAAAGAUUUCAACCCCCAUGAAAAGAAAACCAAUAUUUGUGGGGGUUCCUAAAACCGUUGCAGUUUAUAGGCCUAGAUUUCCACUUAAAGCAGCAGGAAGGGGGUUUCCUUGCAUUGGAAAGGCAGAUCUGCUGGGAAGCACACCAAAGACAUGGGACAUCCUAUGCCCUCCUGACAUUCAUCUCAGAGAAACAGAAAUAUGCUUUUCUCUGGUGGUGGCUGCACACUGGAGCAAAACCAAUAUUAAUAUUCUUCAUACCUGGAGACAGAGCUGCUGCUGUGGGGGCAGGUGCAAUAUGGAUUUACCUUUAAGCUGGCACUGCUGGAGUAGAGCCCAACUAAGGAGGGAGGAGAAAAUUGUGGUGGCAGCAGGUCACCCAACAACGCUGUUCUUCCCUGCUGCUCCCAGCAAAACCCUCAUGGAUUGUGGCUGCCAUGUCAGGUGCAGCAGCUUCUGCAGACCUCCCUGGAAUUCCCUUAGGACAGUCCUUGGGGAAGGAAUGCGCUGCCCCCUUACUUCCCAGCAUUCACGGUUCUGCUCUCCACCAACAUUUUACUUCCUUGAGCAGAUUCACAAUGCAGCAGGAGAAGAAAACGACGAGGACGACGGGGACCUGUUCCAGAAGAACUCCUACUACCCAGAACGGCUGGCCUUCUUCUUCCAUGCCUGAUGCCAUGUGACUGAUGGAUGGGCAUGACUGGUCUGUACUGACUGCACAGACCAAAUUAGGCAUAUAGGCCAGAGUUUCCCCACUGCUGCUUAAAACACUAUACUAGCCCUCUUAUUCCUAACAUUACAUACCCUCCAACAUUUCUCCUUUGCAAAUAAAGACGUCCUAAUCCAUAAUGAUAAUUUUACUAAUUAUACCCCAUCCAUCUGACUAGGUUGCCACAGUCACUCUGGGCACCUUCCAACAUAUAUAAAAACAUAAUAAUAAUAAUAAAAACAUUGAAAACCUUUCCUAUACAGGGCUGCCUUCAGGCAGCUCAGGGGUCAGAUAACUCCAUGCCCUCCAAUAUUUCUUUGAUGAAAAUAGGGACGUCCUAAGGAAAAGCGGGACAUUGCAGGAUCAAAUCAGAGACCGGGACGGCUUCUCUACAUCAGGGACAUCCCUGAAAAAUAGGAACACUUUGGGGGGGGGUGAUAUUAUGCCAUGCCACUGUGCUUUUAGGCUUUUUUCUUUUUGUCUCUAGAAAUAUGCCACGACCUCGAGCCCAUGCCUUCUUCUCCAUGUCUUUGUCGCUGCACUGCUGCCCAACGGCUUUUCACUCUCCCCAUCUCUUUUAAGAUAUAUUUCUCUUUCCUAGCACGCACUAUAACCCAUUAUCGUUUCUCUGCUCCAAAUGAAUUAUAAAGCCAAGGAUACUUCAGGUUUAGGAUAAAUGAUGAGAAAGUGGUUUUCUGCUAGAUGCUACAGAAUCCCUCAUAAAAAAGAGAGCCAGCAACUAUCACAGCAGCGCUAUAAAUAAUGGCUGCAAACCAAUGUCGGUUAUAGAAAGCAAAGAACCGCAGGCCUCUGAUACUCAGUAGCAGAACUGCUAUCAACAUUAAGGCAGCAGGAUUUUGUUUGGUAUGGUUUAAACACCCUAAAAUUGGGGUCUUGCAAAAUUGGAAGAGUUAGAUAUAAUUUUAUCUCAUCCAUGACUGCCCAUGAUUCUUCAUGUUCAAUUCAAACCCUUUGAAGUUUGGAAUACUUUAGUAUCCCUAGAUCAGAAGUUUUCAACCUUUUCAAGUCCAUGGCUCCCUUGACCAACCAUAUUCUUUCUGUGGCUCCCCUGUGGGAGAACUGGGGUUCUGUUACGCAUAAGGAGGGAUUUCCCCCAUUCGACCCUGCCCCUUUUGGGGGCUGUUUUUGGCGUGCGUGUAAGUGGGAGUGCAUGUGUUGAUGGGAACCCAAGCGAUGCCACUGCUCUGCAGGGCUGAGCUGGCACACUCCACAUGGCACCCCCAGCCUGCCUUUCCCAAAAUUAGGGUGCACAUGGGGGGGGGAUGCUGGAGAGGGCAAAACAAUAAUUAAGUUCAGAAGCAGGAAUAUUUUGUUACUGCACCGAAGAAAAGUGUGAAACACACAGCACAGGACACACAUGCAGACAUAGUCCUUUCCUGCAACAUGCUCCCUGUUCCCAUAAAGCUGGUUGACUGUCAAGAGGGAGGGGGUUGCCUGGGGGGGAGAAGAAGAGAAGAACAGGGAAGAGGGAUGUUGGGGGUAGAAGUAGAGAGGAACACAGAAGACACUCCUCACUUUCUGAGUUAUUUUUAAAACCCUCCUUAUGAAACACACACAUCCAGGCAAACACACCAUCAAGCUACUUUGCUGUUUUCUUGCACUUCCCAAGCCCUCUGUGUAAAACUAAGGAACCGUUGGUUACUGAAGCUGGGGAGGAUUUUAGUUUGUGCUGGGGGGAAGCUUUUAAGAAGAGGCACAUUGGGGGGGGGACAGAAAAAGAGGCAGGAAGAUAAUAGGCUGCAAGUUCAUGAAAGGACAGCCAUCUGGGGCUCCCCUGAAUGUUCCUCAAGUCACCUCAGGGUCAAAUUGUGCCUAAAAAAAUCUCAACACCUUUAGUUCCUCUAAAAAACAACCCCUCAACAACUGUGUCCUGAUUUUCACUUUUGGAGAGAUGGCAACCCUAAUUUUAGUAUACAACAUUUUCAGUCACACUCCCAGGGUGGUUAACAAAAAAGAAAACAAUGAACUGUUAUUAUCCCAUGUUUUUGCCGCACCCAAAGACCUGUUUGCUAAUCAGAUUGAUUAGUCAGUCGUCUUAGUAUCUGGGAUGAGGGAUCUGUAUCCCUCCAGAUAUUGUUGAAUUUCCAUUAUCCCUUGCCAUUGGCCAUGCUGGCUAGGGAUGAUGGGAGUUGUAGUCCAACAGCAUCUGGAGGGCCACAAAUCCCUGCUUUGUAACAAUGUAUUUCUUUAGAAAGAAAGGGCAUAAGAGACUUGAUUCACAAAUGUACAGACUAGCCUCCAAGUAAAAUUGAUUCAGACUCCCACACCUAUCUCUAUUUAGCAGAGGAAAAUCCAUGGCAGAAAUUCAUAUUAGUAUUAUGAAGAACCUGUGAGUCUUUGAUUCAAACAAAACAAAUAUCCACUCACAACACCAGCAAAAACUUUUAUGUAAUUCUUCUGCCAUAUCUAUUGGUAUACUUCAUUCUAAGCACUAGUGUUGAGCUGUGAAUUUAUAAUCCAUAAUUUCAAGAUGAUAAAAAGGUACUUAACAUUGGUUGUUGAAUGGAUGCAUUCAUUUACUCAUAACAGGGUAUUAUAGCAUUGCUACAAGUUAAUACAGCAAUAUAACAAACUAAUUCUUCCUAAAUGAAACCAUAGUAAAAACAUGAAUAAACCUGGUAUCACAGAUUCAUUGGAUUAUAAUGUGAUGUGCAACAGUGCACACUGAGACAUGGGAAAGUGCAAAUAAAAUUUAACAGCCACCUGCUUGAUGUACACAAAUGGCUAAAUCAGAGGCUAUCUGAGCAAACCAUAAAAUAUACAAGAAGUACUUAUCAAAGAACAGCUAGCUUCUUUUUUUUUUUUUUUUGGAAGUGUGCACAGGUCAACAUGUUCAUGAGAGUUAGAAACCAAAGUCAGAACUGAAAUAUGGGAAGUAGUUGCAACUUUCACUGAAAGCAAAUGGAACAAAAGAAGGUAUCUGAUGAAUAUUAUUCAGUUUUCUGACAUUUUCUCCUCCUUUGUCCAUUUUGUUUGAAUAAAACAUACAAACUUUUUAAUUUUAUUCUCUCUCAAUUAAUUGACACACUGUUAGCACAAGUAUUCUGACCCACUGGUUAUAUUACAAGAGGCAAUAAUCACAAAGACUUAGAAUAAUUUCUGUUAUGUUUGAGGCACAGAUGGCUUCUUAGGUAUUACAACCAUGUCCUGAUGUCUAUGAAAAAUUAAUGUCAGAACUAGGAUAUGUGACUUGGUUCUUAGAAAGAGGCAAGUCUUCCAGAGUCAUUUUGGGAGAAUUGCCGGAUGCAGUUCUACACUCCUAUUUCUGCAUAGUUCUCUAAUUUUAUGUUUUCAAGGCUGGAAACUGUAAAAUCAAGGCAGUCCCAAAGGCCAGAGAAUGCCUCUUUUGCUGUCACUGGAAACUAAGGAUAGGUUUACACUGUUACAUCAGUGCAGGUGUAGAUGACCAGAAAGCCUAAUGUGAACCAGGCCGUACGUAAAGGGAGUAAGCAGCCAUCAGGGUUGAUGAAGCAUUUCCUAUAAUUUUGAAGGAAAAUGUAGCCAAUCUGCUUUAAAUUAUUUAAUUGCAAUGGUUCAACAGCCAGCAGUGGAGUGUUAAUUGUACAUUGAGCCUUUGACUACAACAUGUCUACUCAGAAGUAAGACCCACUGAAUUCAAUGGAACUUCCUCCCAGGUAACUGUGUACAGACUGUGCAGUCUUAUACUACAAUCCUAAGCAUUUUUACUCAGAAGUAAGUCCUUCUGAGUCCAGUAGGACUCACUGUUACGUGCUUGAUCAUUCUCACUUUCCAUUAUUAUUAUAUUUAUAUCUUGGUGCUGAGGAGAGCGUUUCCUGUGAGAAGUGCUCUGGGGACAAGUGGGAACUGCCUUUCCUUAGCAAUACUGUAUGUGAAGGGGAAAACACACAGCCAUGCAUGGAUGGAACUGCCUGAUCCUAUGUCAGGCCACUUGGUCUCUCUAGCUCAAAAACUUGUGCUCUGAAAAAAAAAGUCAUUUCAGAGGCUCAGAGGAACUUUGCAAGUUGGGGUGUUCUUUACUGCUUUUCUUUGGGGGGGGGGAUGGUUGGCUUGGUGCAUAUUACCAUACCUGCCUUCUGAACAUAAGAGGAAUGGGUCUGAAGG
Molecule: messenger RNA, 5346 nt
Organism: Podarcis lilfordi (Lilford's wall lizard)
Lineage: Eukaryota; Metazoa; Chordata; Lepidosauria; Squamata; Lacertidae
Source: the annotation of a GenBank genome assembly